AUGAUUUUGGCGCAAAAUUUUUCCAUUACAAUUUCACCAAACGGGAGUGUUCUUGUCGAUCCGGAAAUCGAGAUUGAUUCAACUAAGUGCAUCAUCUGCAUCGGCGCGCAGAAGAAAUAUCUCCAGCCGCAGUUGAUUGAAGAUGCUCUUAGAAACAUCCUUCUACUUGACCUUGAGAUCUCUCCCCUUGGAUUCGCGCUGGCUUGGAUACCCCUGAGUGAUUUCAUAAAAAUGUUCAAAAACGGCGUCGGACCGCAUUCGAUCACGCUCGAACAUCAAGAAAGCGUCGCUGUUCUGAUCCCCUCGACGAAGUCAGACCAUUUUCUGAUCCGCCCAUACACGAUUUUCAAAAAAGGAAGUGUUCGUUCAAAAAGUUCAAAUCCAAUGCCGGCUAAUAAAUAA
Molecule: messenger RNA, 402 nt
Organism: Oikopleura dioica
Lineage: Eukaryota; Metazoa; Chordata; Appendicularia; Copelata; Oikopleuridae
Source: the annotation of a GenBank genome assembly